Messenger RNA from Liolophura sinensis, 1995 nucleotides. RefSeq names its product homeobox protein MOX-2-like. Gene Ontology annotation, biological process: regulation of transcription by RNA polymerase II. Gene Ontology annotation, cellular component: nucleus. NCBI's taxonomy places the organism in Eukaryota, Metazoa, Mollusca, Polyplacophora, Chitonida, Chitonidae. Bases 358 to 1434 code for a protein of 358 amino acids. The transcript has 2 exons. Gene Ontology annotation, molecular function: sequence-specific double-stranded DNA binding; DNA-binding transcription factor activity, RNA polymerase II-specific. The record is from RefSeq and is a predicted model, not a curated record.
UCUAAUCGCUGUCCUGUGAAGACUAUCAGUUACAUGCCCCAGCCAACACUGUGUCGGUCCAGAGAGAGUCGAACGAGAGGUACCGACUUAAAGUUAACUACGUGCAAAACUCUGUCACUCAGCAGCGUGCAGUGCCAACAGUGAUGGCUGGCUAGGCGGUGGGCGGACCCCGGCACAGGAGGGCAGGCAUUUCAUGUUUCUUACUCACAGUUUAGCUUCCACUUGGGCCAUAGUAAAGGCAGCGAUUGAAUAAAAAGUGGAAAAGCCUCGGUGUGUAUGUGAGAGAGAGAGAAGGAGUAGAGUUGUUUACCUUUCUCGGGGAUUUUGAGGGUUUGUGUGAAGACAUCACGCCAGGUCAUGUCGUUGUCAGGCAGCGUGUCUGAUUCCGAGGACAGUGGGGCCACGAUUCAGUACGCACCUAUCCACAAGUUAGCCAUGGUUCGCUUAGAACCACCGAGGAACCCUGACAGACCCUUCACUUCUUUCAGCAUUAAGGACAUUCUCGGGCAUCAUCGCAGUCACACGAAAACCUCUUUCCGAUCCAGCCUGUUAUCUCACGUACCGGCGUCUCUGCUAAGCGCAGUGUGCCACCGGUCAACCACGAACGGUAGCAGCCAAAACUCCAGAGGUUUCAGUAGUCGUCGGCUUUAUCGAAGUCAUCGUCUCCAUCGCUCAUGUCCCAGGUCAAAUCAUAGCACAAGUCAAAACGAGCAAAGACAAAGUAACCACCCGCUAGGGCAAAAUGUGGCAAAGAUUGUUCGACCAUGGGACAACGAUCAGAAGGGGGACAUUAUUAGUACAUCGUCGUCAGACAUAGAAGUGGAGGAUGAGGAUGACAACGAGGAAGAAAUCCACGUGGACGAGGAACCUUUACCUUUGGACAAGUCCGUUUCUCCGUUGGACGCCCUGAUGGAAAUGGCGACGAAAACCUUCGAUGGUUUGGACGGUUCAGACUCUUCAGAUGAUAAGAAAAGGGAUCCAGCAACCAUGUUUGGGAAAAAUCAGCCACCAAAGAAGAGACGAAAAUCACGAACAGCUUUCACGAACCAGCAGAUUUAUGAACUGGAAAAAAGGUUUCUAUAUCAAAAAUAUUUAACUCCGGCCGACAGGGACGAAAUUGCCAUGAAUUUAGGUCUAACAAACGCCCAAGUAAUCACGUGGUUUCAAAACAGACGAGCAAAGCUGAAACGUGACUUAGAGGAAAUGAAGAACGACGUGAACGCCGCUAAAAGACUGAAUCUACAGGCAGGCGACAAAUGUUCCGAAGAGCAUGCGCAAGACUUGAGGGAAGCGGAAGCUAUGUUAGCCUCAAAAUACAAUAUCAAAGACAGUUGUAGAAGUAGCAUAGAACCGUUUACUCGUGCUAUACAAAAUGAUCCGGAAAAUUACAAACUUCAAAAACACCCAACGAAGGGGAACGAAAGAAACAAUUAAGUUCCUAUCAGAAUUGACAUUGACUAACAGCUAAAAAGUGAGCCCCUGCUCAUACCGGACCUCCUAAGACUUCAAAAGACUCGUAUACUGUGAUGUAACGAUGGGAACGGUGAUUGAUGUAGCAGAAGUUUCGCGGAAUGCCAAAAACAGCUGAACAAAUCUCCUAACUUACAUUUUUUUAUUAUUGUUUGCUGCCUUUAUAUUUGGAAAAGGUCUUAGAUUCGGGAGACGUCUUCUUGUACACAUCAAUCUUCACCCAUUCCUAAUACGCUAGAAUUUCGGUGACUGUGAAGUUGCCAUCAUUUCAUCAUAUGUCUUUGGCUUCCUUUUUUUCUUGUUGGAUAAAAGAAGUUUCUUAUGGAUAUUUUUUCUGCUUUGUACAUUUAAUUACUUACAGAUAUGUGCAAAAAACCCCAUAAUUAUGAAGAACUCAGUUAUAUAUUGCGUUUUCAUUUACGAAAUGUCCAAGCGAUAUUUAUUUGUAUAAAUACGAAAACGUGGUUUGCGAUUGAUGGACAUAUUUUGUCCUUUCCUUUAAAGUUUUUAGAAGCGGCGUGAUUC